Molecule: messenger RNA, 1519 nt
Organism: Syzygium oleosum
Lineage: Eukaryota; Viridiplantae; Streptophyta; Magnoliopsida; Myrtales; Myrtaceae
Exons: 10
Coding region: 552-1253 (233 amino acids)
Source: RefSeq, a predicted model, not a curated record
CUCUUAGAUGUAGAUUUUGUCCCCCACCGAAUCUUUCUAUUCAAAUGCAAUAAAUCUCACGUUUGGAUUACACGUCUCUUGUUUAUAGAGUCAUCUUUGAAGCCUAACUCUAUAGGAGAAGCAUAAUUCGUGUGCUAUGAGAUAUGAAUAUGAUGCGCAAUAAGUUGGCACGAAAGAAUAUGAGUGGGGAGAUAAUAAGAUGAUGCUGAUGAUGAUUGCAGAAUGCGAACGGAAUUUGCGGAGAACAAGCUGGUGCUAUGGAAGGCAAAUGCAAAGUGACAGACCAAAAAAGCCCGAAACUUUCUCAUACCCUUCUGUUCCUCCCCUGUGCUCCCACAAGCCAUGUCCUUCUCUUCCUCUCCUCCUAACCCUUCUUCUUCUUCUUCUUCUUCUUUCUGCAUUGGCCCCACCAUUUCCUUCUCGUCAUGUCCUCUCACACGCCAUAGCAGGUUGAUGAGGAUGAAGUUUACUGGAGACAGAAAAGGGACAAUGAAGAGUUGGAAUGGUCGCAUGACACAAUAUCACAAUUAGCUCAAUGUUUUACUAAUGCUAUGGUUGGACCACGAUCAUGGAUUGGAGGACUUUUCAACCGCUCCACCAACAGACGUAAUGACAAAUAUGUUGACUACCCUUUCAAUCCUCUUCAGGUGCAAAGGCUUCAAAGACUUCAAGAACGUUUACAAGUACCAUUCGAUGAGACGCGCCCGGAUCAUCAGGAAUCUCUUAGAUCAUUGUGGUAUGCUGCCUUUCCAAAUGUCAUUUUGACGGCCUUAAUAUCGGAGCAAUGGAAAGACAUGGGCUGGCAAGGUCAUAAUCCAUCAACUGACUUCAGGGGCUGCGGUUUUGUUUCCCUGGAGAAUUUGCUGUUUUUUGCCAGAACUUACCCAAAAUCUUUUCAUAGGUUGUUGUUCAAGGAAGGUGGGAAACGAGCAACCUGGGAGUAUCCAUUCGCGGUUGCUGGCAUAAAUGUUACUUUUAUGUUAAUUCAGAUGCUAGAUUUAUACUCAGUCAAACCAAGAUGUCUUCCAGGAGUCAAUUUUGUCAAAUUGUUAGGAGAAGAUGAAGAAGCCUUUGAUGUACUAUACUGUAUAGCUUUCGAAAUGAUGGAUGCGCAGUGGCUUGCCAUGCAUGCUUCUUACAUGGAGUUCAAUGAGGUUCUUCGGGUGACGAGGACGCAGUUGGAGAGAGAACUGUCGCUGGAAGACGUCCACCGAAUCCGGGAUCUACCAGCCUACAAUCUGCUGUACCAAUAGAGAAAUUAACUGCUUCAGUUCAGAUAUAGAGCGUCCAAGACUUUGUAUUCACACGGUGAAAAGUUAAGGAAAACGUCCGGGCUCAGGUUUCGCGCUGGCCGACCGCAUGCUGUGCCCUUCUUCUUGAGGAUUUGCAGCUACAUGUAGCUGAAAUGUGUAAACUUUUGGUGGACUCAAUGAGAAAAACUUUGGGAAAUUGAAUCGGAAUCUCUUGACUCCUGUGAAGUCAUGACUAACAAUUUCCAGACAUUGACGUUUUCCAGUGA